Molecule: messenger RNA, 2266 nt
Organism: Camellia sinensis
Lineage: Eukaryota; Viridiplantae; Streptophyta; Magnoliopsida; Ericales; Theaceae
Source: RefSeq, a predicted model, not a curated record
UCAACAUGGGCUGCGGGAAUGAGUACCACACAACUUAGUGAAUCUUUUAAUGCUUUUUUGAAGGAUUACAUUCGUUCUGAUUUCAACUUAAAUGAAUUCUUCAUGCAUUUCGAAAGGGUACUUUAUGAGAAGCGAUACAAGGAGUUAGAAGCAGGCUAUGCUUUGUGCCAAAGGUUGCCAAAGGUCAAAGCAACAAUAAGAAUGUUAAUUCAAAUGGGUAACGUCUACACAAAAAAGAUCUUUGAGGAAUUUCAAAAUGAGUACUUUCAAUCCAUUGAAUCGGACAUAGAAGCAAUUGAAUAUGGCGAGGCUAGUACCAUUUACACAGUUGUUGAUGUUGGUAACAAACAUGCAAGGAAAGUGAAGAUGGAGAGGGGUGGCUCUUUGGGUUGUAAUUGUACAAAGUUUGAAAGGGAAAGAAUCUCGUGUUGUCACUCAUUAAAGGUCAUUACAGACAUAUUGAAGAUGAAAGAGGUUCCUCCACAAUACAUUCUACAGAGGUGGACCAAACAAGCAAGAGCCGAAACUGUGCAGCACAUUAAGGAAAAUGACAUUGAAGUAGAUGUGAAAUUCCAACAAGCCUCGCGGUAUAAGACAUUGAUGACCGCAUUUAGAGCAGUAGCAAGUAGAGCUGCUGAAACUGAAGAAACUUAUGAUUUUUGUAUUGCACACCUUGCUACAUUAGGUGCAGAUGUUGAAGGCAAGUUAAGUGCUCAUUUUGGUGUUGGAAAUGAAGCACGUAAUGAUGAUGACACCCAAAGCUUUGAAGUGGAAUGCGAAGAUGUGAAUCAUGUUGUGCAACCAAAAAGAUUGAAGAAAAAGGUGGCAACUAGUAAGGGCAAAAGGAGGGUCAAUGCUUCAAGGAGGAGAAGGGUCUCCUGAUCUGUCCACUUCCCACCACUUACACCAGCAACCUCAGUAGGCUCCAUGAGAAUGAAAUCCGUCGGGGACCAUCUAGAGUCAAGCUUCCCAUUAUUGAAGCAUUCAGUACAUAAAUCAUAAUCUGCCUGUGCAACAAGAACAGAAUCAACAGACAAAAUACCUUUCAUGGUUCUGCACACAGCUGAAGCAUUCAUGCUGACCUCAUAUAUUAUAGUUACAUAACAUAACAUUCCAUCAUUCAUUCCAAAAUUCCAUCAUUCAUCAUUCAUUCCAACACUCCAAAAUGAGAUUGACAUACUGAUUCCAUCAUUCAUUCCAAAAUUCCAUCAUUCAUUCCAUAACAGAUAAGAAGUUUAAUGUUCUCCAAAAUUCAUUCCAUAACAGAUAAUAGAUAACAAGUUGGAGCACAUAAAACCCAAAAGGAUACAAACUUCCAUUAAGUUUCCCAAAAAUACAAUAAAGUCGAAAAGUUACAUCAUAAAGUAUAAAAUGAUACAAAAUACAAUGAAGUACACUAUCUUUUUGAUAUUAUUUUUCAUCCUUUGCAGCCUUCGACCAUAGUCAUUUUCCAUGUAAUGAAGCCUCAUCCCUACAUUGUUCAAGUCUUCUAUUGUUAUACCAGCAGAAGCUGUACUGUUAGAACGGAUUCUGGACGUAACGUCUUCAUCAUCUUCAGACACGAACUUGAAGUAAUUGUAAUGGAACAUCUACUAAGGGAUAAUGAGCUUCUAUCUUGGCUUUCCAAAUUCUGUGCUAUAAACUUCUAAUGCAAAGGAAACCCUCCUGCCUGCGUGCACUCCUACUUACGGAUGGACCUGUUCUGCACUUUAUUCACUCAAUCAUCAGUCACUCCAUCAUCUGUCACUCACUUAACUCACAGCCCAAAGUUGCCAUUUCACAAGAAUGGUUGUGGUGGGAUCUUUCAAUUCUUCAUGCUAUGCCUGCCACCACUGAUCGUAAGGGGAUCAAUGAAUCCAAUUCUGUCAUGUCAUGCCUCCCAUUACUGAACUCGUGCUGUUUGAAUGGCGAAGCAUGCUUAGCAAUGACAACUCAGACCUGAACUUUUAAACCUUUAAUAUGCCACAAUGAUCAUGAUUUAGUUCAUCAUGCAAGGCCUCUACAUCCUUUUGUUCAUCAGCUCUUCACGUAUUUGCAGGUCUUGUAUUUUCAUUCAUUAUUGCUAGGCAAAGAGAUCCUGAUUUGGCUGACAUAGUGAAUGCUGGGUGGUCUUUGAUGAAACUCAUGGAAUAUACUUCCGCCUCUGAUUCUGGUUCUGUUACUGCAGGGUUUGCUUUUGUCUAUUUUGAAGAUGAGCGUGACGCUGAAGAUGCCAUUCGUGGUCUUGACCACUUACCAUUUGGAUAUGACAGACGCAGGCUGUCAG